GGAAAAGAUGCCCAGCGCAGCGAUACAGCUACAGGACAUGGAGGAGAGCAGUCGGCGGCUGCUCCCACAACCCAGAGAGAUCCCUCUGGUGCCGAUGGACACCAACGUCCUGACAGCCAGGCCUGAGAACGUGGACAGUCACGCACUCAUCAGGGACAGAGUGUUUAAAGCAGUCUCCCAGGGAGAUGCAGAGGGGCUCAACGGCCUGCUGGGAUACCUACAAGACAAUAAAAAGCAGCUCACAAGUCCAGAGUUCACAGAUAAGACGAACGGGAAAACGGCUCUCCUGAAAGCUCUGCUGAACCUGAAAAAUGGCAAAAAUGACACCAUUGACGUCCUCCUUGAUAUCGCGGAGAAAACUGGAGAUUUAGAGAAUCUGGUCAAUGCAUCUUAUACAGACGACUUCUACAAAGGUCAGACGGCUCUGCAUGUCGCCAUCGAGAGAAGAAGCUUGGACCACGUGAAGCUUCUUGUGCAGAAAGGAGCAGAUGUUCAAGCCAAAGCCAACGGGAAGUUUUUCCAGCCUAAAGCGAAACACGGCUUUUAUUUUGGUGAGCUUCCUCUGUCACUGGCUGUGAGCACCAACCAGCCCGACAUCGUGUCCUUCCUCAUAGAAGAAGGAGAAGCCGACGUGGCCGAUCAAGACUCUCACGGAAACACCGUGCUGCACAUCUUGGUGGUCAUGGCGGACAACACGGCAGAAAACACUGAAAUGUUCGCCGCGAUGUACGAUAAGAUCCUCAUUCUGCACCACAAGCUAAAGAAACAAACAGAAGACCACCUGGAAGAGAUCAAAAACAACCAGGACCUGACUCCUCUGAAGCUGGCCGCCAAGCUCGGCAAGAUCGGGCUGCUGAAACACAUGUUGCACCGAGAAUUCAUGGACGAGGACACGAGGCCGUUGUCCAGGAAGUUCACAGAAUGGGUUUAUGGACCCGUCCACUCCUCCCUUUACGACAUCAGCUCCAUCGAUACCGACGAACAGAACUCUGUGCUGGAGAUAAUCAUCUUUGGGAGUAAGAUUCCGAACCGCCGUGAGAUGCUUCAAAUCGAACCUCUUCGCAGCCUCCUUGAGGACAAGUGGAGCACGUUUGCUUCCAAGCUGUUCCUGAUAAACUUCCUGCUGUACCUGAUAUACCUGAUCAUCUUCACCACCGUGGCCGUCUACAGGAAGGACGGACAGCCACCGUUCCCACUAGAGGUCCCCAUCGACUACCUCCGAUGUGUCGGCGAGAUCAUCAGCGUCCUCGGAGCAGUGAGGUUUUUCUACCAAUCGAUUACUUUCUUCCAGAGGAACCGUCCAAACUUCAAGGCUCUAUUCACCGACGGAUUCAUCGACCUCCUCUUUUUGCUGCAGGCGUCGCUCCUUCUGGUCAGCGCGCUGCUGUACCUCACCGGUCGGAGAGAGUACGUCGGACUUCUUGUGCUCUCGCUGGCUCUCGCCUGGAUGAACGUUCUGUAUUACUCAAGAGGAUUCAAGCAGCUGGGGAUGUACUUCGUCAUGAUGCAAAGAAUGAUACUCGGUGACCUUUUACACUUUUUAUUUGUCUACGGUGUCUUCCUGUUUGGAUUUUCUGCCGCUAUUGUCGCUCUGAUAGACGAACCUCCCUUAACUCAACACAAUGCGACCAAUGCCUCGCUGGCAAACGGACAAAGCUUCGCCGAGGAUCCAUUUAAGGCGGAAGAACUGAGCUACCACGACAUGCGCUUCACCACGCUGGAACUGUUCAAGUUCACCAUCGGGAUGGGAGACAUCCAGUUCACCGACCACGUUCAGUACAAGGAGGUGUUCUACAUCCUGCUCAUCUGCUACAUCGUCCUCACCUACAUCCUGCUGCUCAACAUGCUGAUCGCUCUGAUGGGCAACACCGUCGAGAGGAUCUCCACACAGAGCGAGAACAUCUGGAACCUGCAGAGGGCCUUUACCAUUUUGGACAUAGAGAGGUCUCUGCCGAAGUGCCUGAGGAAGAAGAUCUACUCCAAAGCCAGAAAGGAGCAGGACGAGUGUCAAGGACUCUUCAGGGUGGAGGAGAAGAACUGGACCCAGUGGAGGUCAGAUCUCGGCGUGAAACGGAAAGAAGACCCACAGUUUGUGGAUCCUUCUGGGUCUCACUGGAACCUCCUGAACAGGAUUUAUCCUAAACGUCGCCAAACACAACCGUCUGGUUCUUCCAGGAUCAACGGGAACAUCAACCUAUCAAAGCUUUUACCAGUUUAAGAUCUGAACAUGUUUUUGAUAAACCAGCAACUUUAUUUAUUCUCAUCAAGCUGCUCUUAUUCGUGUACAUAUAUGUGUUGUGAUGUUAUUUAUACACCUUAUGAAUGGUUGUGUACAUUUGUACAUAGUAGAACAUUUUUCAAAGGGAGGAGUUGUUGUCGCUGCUUUUUCAACUUUGGAGUUAACUUUCUGACACACGUCACUCAGUUCAGGUAUUUCUCAUUGUCUGUUAUUAGAUGGAGCUGGUUAAGGAAACAGCUCCUUAAAUAUACCUUUAAUUAACUCAG
Molecule: messenger RNA, 2505 nt
Organism: Stegastes partitus (bicolor damselfish)
Lineage: Eukaryota; Metazoa; Chordata; Actinopteri; Pomacentridae
Product: transient receptor potential cation channel subfamily V member 1-like
Exons: 15
Coding region: 8-2218 (736 amino acids)
Biological process (GO): calcium ion import across plasma membrane
Cellular component (GO): plasma membrane
Molecular function (GO): calcium channel activity; protein binding
Source: RefSeq, a predicted model, not a curated record